This is a messenger RNA of Vittaforma corneae ATCC 50505, 1359 nucleotides long. RefSeq lists its product as uncharacterized. NCBI's taxonomy places the organism in Eukaryota, Fungi, Microsporidia, Nosematidae. The record is from RefSeq and is a predicted model, not a curated record. Bases 1 to 1359 code for a protein of 452 amino acids. The transcript has a single exon.
AUGAUGAAGACUUGUCCAUCCACAUAUCAAGUAUAUUUCAGAGAUCAUGAUAUUCCAAACACUUCUACAAUAGCAAUAUCCCGAGACAAUGUCUUUUACUUCAACGACCAUUUCAUUCACGUUUAUUCCCAGUCUACAAAUUCACAUUCGAAAGUUUUUCCCGUAAAGAAUUCCUCAUUCCUCACAGUCCUAAAGGAUGCUUUUCUGUGCAGUGUGUCAGGAAAUGUGCUGACACUUAUCAAUAUCAACACAGCACACAGCAUUCAUGCUCACUCAUCCAGUCAUAGUGAAGUUAUACUAAAAGAAAUACCAAUCCAAAUUCUAAAAUACAACGACACUCGCAACAACUACCUGGGUUUUCUAUACACAGAGUCAAUAGAGAUAUUUAAAGUAAGAGAAGAUGCUGGUAGAUCAAAAAAUAUGAACGGUUCAUCACCAGGCCUACUUAUUGAAAUCCAAUUGCCUUUUAAAGCCAAGAGUAUGGCUUGUACUGGUGAUGACACGUACAUCCUCACCAGCCAAAAUCAAAUUUUGAGAUGUAAAAAUGUCUUUAUAACCCAGUGCAUCACGCUAUUAUCUAAAAUCAAAUACAUACCCGAAGUAACGGACAAUGCCUGCAAAAUAUAUGCAUUUGAAAGGUUUAUUUUUAUCAAAACGGACAAAAGUAUUUUAAAGUAUGAAAUAGCAGAAGAUACACUCUUAAUUCAAUACACUCUUGCCAUACAAAAUAGCAGUGAUGAAGUUGUCCUAAACUUCUUCCUGUCAGACACUUUAAUUCAUCUGUCCAAGGCACCUUUUAUGAUAAUGAAAGAUAGAAUAUACGGCUUGGAUCAGGGCAUAUCAGAAUACAUAGCAGUCUCGUCGAAACGCAUCUAUUUUCUAAACACAGAAGUGAGUGCAGGACAAACCAACACGUACCAGCCAACAUAUGAAAUGAGUGAUUAUAAGAUAACAGUAAAUCCAACGACGGUCAAAAUACCCGAUUUUAUUAGGGACGAGCAGCAGAAAGACCAGUUUUUGAAAAAUUCGCUGCUUCUAAAAAAGUAUGAGUCAAUUUUGAACGUACUCCAAAAAAUUGACAUGGAUCUUGAUGUCAGGGAGCAUGAAAAUGAGAAAGAGUAUGAAUUGAUAAGUGAGAGACUGGAAUUAUUGAAUAGUAAAAGGGACGAGCUGGAAGAGAGAGCAAGAAAUAUCAGAAAAAGAGCGGAAAGGCUUGUGUUUAGAGGAGAUUUGACUGGAUUUUAUGAUAAAAUCAGAAUAUUAGAAAAUUUUUUGCAAAAAUUGUCCGUUAAGAAAUUUGACAGUUUCAAAAGUAGGCUAAAAGCACAGAACACCAUUCUUAAAAACAAAGCAGUAUAA